AUGUUCAAAGACAUCAACAUCGGAUCUAUCAAAAACGUCAUUGGACAUGGAGAAGCCUCAGCAGGCGGAGCAGCUCUCAUCAAACUGUUACUCAUGCUUCGACACAAUUACAUUCCUCCCGCCCUUCAUUUUCAUAUUUUGAACAAACGAAUAGAUGCUGGAUCUCUGACGCUGCCAGUUGUUGGAGAAGACGUGGAACUGGACACUUGUGGGUUAACGUCUUUCGGUGUGAGUGGGACCAACGCCGCUGGUUUGGUUCAUGCAGUUGCCGCACCAGCUCCACGAUUGGGCGCAAUGAAGAAACUUAAUUUGCUGCUUAUUUCUGCAAAAGAGAAAGCUUCACUGCAGCAAAUGGCAAAAAGUGUCGAAGAAUGCUUAACUACAACUAAACACUCCCUCGACGAGAUAGCUGCUGCUCUCGCAAAGCGACAACACUAUAAUUUCCGAUGUGCAGUGGUCGUGGACAGACAAGGACAUGAACUGUUCAAAUGCAUCGGUAAAGUGACGAAGACUGAUUCUGGAAGAUUCGUCGCAGUGCUGUCAAACUGUAGCCUUUCGUACGACUUGCUCUUCUUCCCAACUCUACUGAAAUAUUUCAACUCGUUCGAUAAUUUUCUUAGCAGUGAUGAGAAACUUCUUCUGUCCUUCAUUAUGUUCAUGGCAGCUGUAUUAGAAAAAGUGGACUUUUACGCUGAAACAGGUCGUGAACUUGUAGCUGUCCUCAUGGCAGUUUCUAUCUUGCCAAUUUCUCAAGCUUCGGCCAAACUUCUGAGAUUGUCGAAUACUGAAGCUGUUGUCAGCGCUCUGAAAGGAUUCGACAUAUCUUCAACAAAAUGUGAAGAACUUGCUGAAACUCCAACAUCCACAUGUGAAUCAAACUCCUACAAACUAUUGUGCGACGAGUCCGUCAUCAUAGACUACCUAAAAAUGCUUGCGUUAUAUUCAAAGCUAUAUGUCAAUGGCUAUCCUCUUCUACUUUCCAAUCUUUUUAUGGAGACGAGCUGUCAUAUUUUGUUACCCAACACCCCAUUUAAUCGCAGACAGCUUUGGUUCAAGAAGAAAAGUCCUGCAUUUGAGCACUACCUUCUUGGUUCUAUCAAAGAAAAGAAAGCAAACAAGACUGUUUUUGUAAACUAUAUUGACGACUUGCGGCAUCCCCAACUUUUCGGUAAAAACCAAAUGGGAGCGAGUUCUGCUUUAGAAAUUGCCUACACUGCGCUAAGACAACAAGUUCAAGGCAGCGUCGUGAUAGAACAAUUUCAUGUUCAAGUGCAAAAUCUAAACCGAUCGACUAAGCUUCUGACGACAAUAAAACAGUGUGAUGGUGUCUAUGAAGUGACCUCACAGCUCGAGGGCAGAAACUUUUUUGAAUGCCGCGCUACUUCAAAUAACGACAAAUCAAAGACUUCAUCAACUACUCCUGUAAAAUCAAAAUCACUCCAAUCAAAUUCACCCAUGUAUCUGUCAAAUGCACGCUGUGCCAUAGUAACAUGUGAUAUUGCUUCGAAAAAAGCGAAAGUACAAUCGAAUACUAAUCAGUUGCCAUACACCGCUGUGUAUGUGGUGUUAGGUAAAACAUCUAGAAGUGGGUAUGGGAUUGAAGUAUGGGCAUGUGGCAAACUUGUAAUGAUGGCAGACGAUACCGCCAUGAGCUCAAACAAAACGACAAAUGUUGCGAGUAACCUCGUACUUUGUAAUGAUUCUCAAAAUAUGGAACAAGCAAAGAAUAACAACACAGUACAACAAUCCGUAAACGGAGGCUGGAAAGGUCAGAGCGCAAAAACCGACAGGCCAAGCUCUCAGAGAACUGCGCACAGACUGAGCUCAUCAACGAUCAUGGAAGAAGUUCCAGAAACAAAACUUCCAACCGCUGAUAUUUCCAACUACCCCACCAUUGAACGACUGGCCGAACAUACUCAAAAUAAACUGAUAGAACCAAACCCAAAAGUGAUAGAGCCCUUGAGGGUGAUCGAACAUCUAGCCUUAGAGCAAGGAAAAACGAAAAGGAAAGUGUCACCACCUCAGCGGAGUACGCAAUCUCGCACAAGAGCAGAAGAAGUCCCUAACGAUGACGUACUCAAGAAAAUCAUAACUGCCACACGAGAAGUUCUUCCUCAAGAGCUCGUGGCCAAUUCCACCUCAUUGUCAACA
Cylicostephanus goldi is the source of this 2151-nucleotide messenger RNA. The record is from the annotation of a GenBank genome assembly. Lineage: Eukaryota; Metazoa; Nematoda; Chromadorea; Rhabditida; Strongylidae.